Messenger RNA from Trypanosoma grayi, 915 nucleotides. RefSeq lists its product as hypothetical. NCBI's taxonomy places the organism in Eukaryota, Euglenozoa, Kinetoplastea, Trypanosomatida, Trypanosomatidae. The transcript has a single exon. The coding region runs from base 1 to 915 and encodes 304 amino acids. The record is from RefSeq and is a predicted model, not a curated record. Gene Ontology annotation, molecular function: protein binding.
AUGCACGCUGAUUCGGAUGAAGAGGCAGCUGCCUCGUUCCUAUCAGGGGAUCACAAAGUCCCAUUCAGUGCCGGUACAGCUGAUCCUCCUCAGUCUUGGCUUGCGAAGAAAACCAGCGAACUGAGUAGUCUUCAGCGCACCCUUUUGGAAUUCGAUGUUGGUGUGCCUGUAAUUGUGAACUUCCGUGUGGACGGUAAGAUGUUCUCUGUGCAUCGCGAUGUGUUGCAAAAGGAUCCGCAAUCAGUACUAUUUCUGCUGGCAGAGAGACUAUUCUGCUGCGGUGACGACAGAGGCCGCGGUAGUGACGUGAUUGAGAUCCCUUCGCGGGACGCAACUCUCUUCGGUAUGCUGCUGAACCUUCUCCGCGGCUACAGAAGCCCCGUCCCGGAGGCAUACCGUGAGGCCUGCUACAAGGAGGCAUGCUUCUACGGCUUGCAGCACUCGUGGAAGUCGCGGUAUCCCGUCGCUUCCUCCGGGCCCUUCCACCCGCUUCCGUGCGGCAAUACGCUCUUCGCGGAUUUGGUGUGCGCGGCGGCGAGCCCAUUCUACUCGAGCGGCCUGCACUCCAUCAUGUUUGAUGUGAAGCGGUGCGAGACGGUGGCUGUCGGGGUUGUGGCGGAGGGCGCACGUCUGGGAAGUGCGAACGACGCGAUUAACUGUGAGGGCUUCGCACUGUUCUGGAACGACGGGCGGGUGAUUCAUAACAUUGGAAGAUUUGUCCUCGACAAGGCGAGUAGCUCCUACACUGCUGGCACGAAGAUCAAAGUUGCUUUGGACUUCGAGGAGCAUAUCGUGCACUGGACGCUGCCGGGCGAGCGAACCGCGGCGGUGGUGCGACUUCCUGAAGGAACAAAAUUUGCAUUUGUAGCGGUUGUGAUGAAGGCAUCAGAGUUGCAGGUGAUACACGGCGAGUAA